Scheffersomyces amazonensis is the source of this 852-nucleotide messenger RNA. Its product is annotated as Golgi transport complex subunit. Gene Ontology annotation, cellular component: COG complex; membrane. Bases 1 to 852 code for a protein of 283 amino acids. The transcript has a single exon. NCBI's taxonomy places the organism in Eukaryota, Fungi, Ascomycota, Pichiomycetes, Serinales, Debaryomycetaceae. Gene Ontology annotation, biological process: intra-Golgi vesicle-mediated transport; Golgi organization; protein transport. The record is from RefSeq and is a predicted model, not a curated record.
AUGUCUGAUCUAGAUAUCUUGAAUGGUAGUGACGAAUUCCCGUAUCCUAUCUCAAUCAACAGAACUGAUUUUAAGAGCUUUGAUCAAGCAGAAAUCGACGACUUUCUAUAUAAGAAUCAUCGAUUUACAUCAAUAGAUGUGUUAAUUAAGGAACUUACACAACUUUCUAAAGAUUUGAAUCAGAAUUUAUUGGAUUUAGUGAAUAAUGACUAUAAUGACUUUAUAAGAUUAGGAAAAUCAAUUAAUGGAGGUUUAGAUUUAAUUAAUCUAGUAUCAGGAGAUUUAAAGAGCUUUAAAUUUGAUUUAGUCAAUCAUUACAAGAGAUUCGAAGACUCCCAUCAAUUAUUAGAUAAUGCAUUAAAGAAAAGACAACAAUUGAUUCAUUUGAAGACACUUGCUAAAUUGAAUGUAGUACUAAAUGAUCAAGUAACUAAUUUUGAGAAUGCUCUAAUACUAGAUGCAAACGAACCUAGACGAGGCCAUCACAUUACUCCUGAAAAAUUAAAGAGUUUGACAGGAAUGUAUCUAUCAAUAUCUCAUCUAUAUCAAUUUGUAUGUUCACAUUCGGUGAUUUUUGAGUCAUCGGAUACCACAGCAGAUACUGAAUUAAAGGACACUAAUGAAAAAAACAACAUCCCUGCUAGUCUCUUUACGAAAAACUAUUUAAAUCAUAAGAUUGCAUCUAUAAAAUUUGAGUUCAAGACAUAUUUGGAUGAAAUUGUUAAGUUCAGUUUACGAGAUCAUGGCCAUAGUCGCAGCCUGGAUACCAGCGACUUGAUCCUUGAGCUUUUAAAUGUUUACAAAGUGAUUGGCCACGAGUCAGACUUGUUAGCGAUAAUUAGGCGAAAAUGA